AUGAUUCCACUGGGCCCGGAGAGUUUUCAACGAUUCAGUCCAGAAUCUCUGGCCGCCAUCGAGCAACGAAUCAUCCAGGAGGAGAACCGGCAACGGAAACAGUACCAGGAGGACCUGGGGGACGUGCAGCGGCCUCAGCCCCGCCCAGACCUGGAGGCGGGAAAGCAGCUGCCCCGGAUCUUCGCGGCCCCGCCCCCUCAGCUGGUGGGCGUGGCCUUGGAGGACCUGGACCCUUUCUAUUGGAGGAACCAGCGGACCUUCAUCGUUCUCAACAAAGGUUCCUCCAUCUUCCGCUUCAGCGCGACGUCGGCUCUUUACGUGUUCAGUCCCUUCAACCCGGUGAGGAGGCUGGCCCUCCGGAUCCUGGUGCACUCGUUGUUCAGCCUGUUCAUCAUGUGCACCAUCCUGACCAACUGCUGCUUCAUGGCCAUGUCUGAGCCGGCGCUGUGGACCAAAUAUGUGGAGUACACCUUCACCGGCAUCUACACCUUCGAGUCUCUCAUCAAGAUCCUGGCCCGGGGUUUCUGCAUCGGGCCCUUCACCUUCCUGAGAGACCCCUGGAACUGGCUGGACUUCAGCGUCAUCCUCAUGGCAUAUGUGACUGAGUUUGUGGACCUGGGUAACGUGUCGGCGCUGCGGACCUUCAGGGUGCUGCGAGCCCUGAAAACCAUCUCUGUCAUCCCAGGCCUGAAGACCAUCGUGGGCGCGCUGAUCCAGUCGGUGAAGAAGCUGGCGGACGUGAUGAUCCUGACCGUGUUCUGCCUGAGCGUGUUCGCGCUGAUCGGCCUGCAGCUCUUCAUGGGGAACCUGCGGCAGAAGUGCGUCCGCAGCACCGCGCUCUGCGCUAACGCUAGCCUGCCGGCUAACGCCUCCUUCUACUGCAACAACAAGACCUGGAGCUCCGUCAGGGACUUCCUGCAGGACGAAGACAACUUCUACAAGGUGGAGGGAUCCAAGGACGCCUUGAUCUGUGGGAACAGCAGCGACGCAGGGAAGUGUCCAGACGGGUUCGAGUGCCUAAAGACCGGCAGGAAUCCCAACUACGGCUACACGAGCUUCGACACCUUCGGAUGGGCCUUCCUGUCUCUGUUCAGACUGAUGACGCAGGACUACUGGGAGAACCUUUAUCAUCAGACGCUGCGGUCGGCAGGAAAGACCUACAUGGUGUUCUUCGUGGUCGUGAUCUUCCUGGGCUCCUUCUACCUGGUGAACCUGAUCCUGGCCGUGGUGGCCAUGGCCUACGAGGAGCAGAACCAGGCCACCAUUGCCGAGGCCGGCCAGAAGGAGCGCGAGUUCCAGCAGGCCGUGGAGCGGCUGAAACGGGAGCAGCAGUCGGCCGCCCAGAAGACCCUGGACUCGGACUCUCUGAUGUCUCCAGACCUCUCGCCGAUGGAGCUGCCAUUGGACGGCGUGGACGAGGGGAGGCGGAGCCUCGCCCUGAUGGCCGACGUGGAGGCGAACCUGUCGGAGGAGAAGCUGCUGCAGGUGGAGCUGACGGACGGGGGGAAGGUCUUGCACCCGUUCCUGGCCCGGUCCUUCUCCACCCGGACGCGGCGGAGCAGCCAGGUCUCCUCCAUCUUCAACUUCCGUCUGCGGAGCCGCGGCUCGGAGGCAGAAAUGGCCGACGACGAGUUCUCCGCCCCCGGCGACGUGGCGGAGGGCGUGGGCGGCCGCACCUACAGCGGCGGCACCUUCGGCGGCGUCCUGCCCCAACCGUGGCCGCGGCGGCGCCUCAGCACCUACAGCACGGCCAGCCGGAGCUCCCAGGUGUUUUAUCCGGCCCUGAACGUCAGCGGGAAGCUGUUGGUGGCCAUGGACCAGAACGGGGUUUCCCCGCCGCCGCUGCAGGGACAGCUGCCGGCCUGCAUGGAGAAGGUCAAGGAGGAGAGCGUUCCCACCUCCACCACGGAGCUGAGUACGAUGCUGCUGCCGCCGCCGUCCGCCAUGCCGGACCCGGAGCGCCGCGGCCGGGCCCUGAGCGGCGCCAGCUUCCUCAGCGACGCCAUGGAAGAGCUGGAGGAGGCGAACCGGCGCUGCCCCCCGUGCUGGUACCUGUUUGCGGACCGGUACCUGGUGUGGGUCUGCUGCCCCCGGUGGCUGGCGCUGAAGCGGCUGGUGAAAGCCGUGGUCAUGGACCCGUUCCUGGACCUGGCCAUCACCAUCUGCAUCGUCCUCAACACGCUCUUCAUGGCCAUGGAGCACUACCCCAUGACGGACGAGUUCAACGGAGUGCUGACGGUCGGGAACCUGGUGUUCUCGGGGAUCUUCACGGCGGAGAUGGUCCUGAAGAUCGUAGCUCUGGAUCCGUACUUCUACUUCCAGACGGGCUGGAACAUCUUUGACUCGGUGAUCGUGUGUCUGAGUCUGAUGGAGCUCGGCCUGAGCGACGUGGAGGGACUGAGCGUGCUCAGAUCCUUCCGGCUGCUGCGGGUCUUUAAGCUGGCCCGGUCCUGGCCGACCCUCAACACGCUGAUCAAGAUCAUCGGUAACUCCAUGGGGGCGCUGGGGAACCUGACGCUGGUGCUGGCCAUCAUCGUCUUCAUCUUCGCCGUGGUGGGGAUGCAGCUGUUCGGGAAGAACUACCAGGACUGCGUGUGCCGGAUCUCCAGGGACUGCUCGCUCCCCCGCUGGCACAUGAAGGAUUUCUUCCACUCGUUCCUCAUCGUGUUCCGGGUUCUGUGCGGGGAGUGGAUCGAGACCAUGUGGGACUGCAUGGAGGUGGCCGGACAACCGCUGUGUCUGCUGGUCUUCAUGCUGGUCAUGGUGAUCGGGAACCUGGUGCUGCUGAACUUGUUCCUGGCGCUGCUGCUCAGCAGCUUCAGCUCCGACAACCUGUCGUCUCCGGACGAGGACGGAGAGAUGAACAACCUGCAGAUCGCCCUGCACCGGAUCACCACCGGGGCGGCCUGGUUCCGGAGCCAGGUGGCCGAUUUCUUCAACGGGAACCUGAAGCGCCGCCGCCAGAAACGGAAGGAAGCUAAAGCCAUGAUGAAGCUGAAGCGGCUGAGCAGCAUCCACACCGAGGCUAACGGGGCCGUCAUCGGUCGACACGUGGAGAAGUACGUGUCUCCGCAGGACGACAGCUACAUGACGAACCCCAACUUGACCAUCAGCGUUCCCAUCGCGCCCGGAGAGUCGGACGUGGACUUCCCCGAGGACGAGGAGGAGGAGGAAGAGGAGGAGGAGGAGGAGAGCGAGGAGGAGGAGGAG
Molecule: messenger RNA, 3210 nt
Organism: Cololabis saira (Pacific saury)
Lineage: Eukaryota; Metazoa; Chordata; Actinopteri; Beloniformes; Belonidae
Product: sodium channel protein type 3 subunit alpha-like
Exons: 21
Biological process (GO): membrane depolarization during action potential; neuronal action potential; sodium ion transmembrane transport
Cellular component (GO): axon; voltage-gated sodium channel complex; plasma membrane
Molecular function (GO): voltage-gated sodium channel activity
Source: RefSeq, a predicted model, not a curated record